This is a messenger RNA of Cynoglossus semilaevis (tongue sole), 1208 nucleotides long. It is a transcript of the gene prdx6, whose product is annotated as peroxiredoxin 6. Lineage: Eukaryota; Metazoa; Chordata; Actinopteri; Pleuronectiformes; Cynoglossidae. Gene Ontology annotation, molecular function: peroxiredoxin activity. The record is from RefSeq and is a predicted model, not a curated record. Gene Ontology annotation, biological process: cellular oxidant detoxification; cell redox homeostasis. The coding region runs from base 129 to 794 and encodes 221 amino acids. Gene Ontology annotation, cellular component: cytosol; mitochondrion. The transcript has 5 exons.
GCGUUCCUCCUCCCUUGCCUGCUACUCUUCCUGAACCUAGGCGCUUCUGCUGACGCUCCGUUCUGCAGACUCAUUCACUUCACUGCUCUUGUUACACCUUUUCUUUCUGAGUCACACAGGACGCCAACAUGCCGGGACUUCUGCUGGGAGACGAGUUUCCAAACUUCGAAGCCGACACCACCAUUGGCAGAAUCAAGUUUCACGACUUUCUGGGCAGCUCGUGGGGGAUUCUGUUUUCCCAUCCCAGGGACUUCACCCCAGUUUGCACCACAGAGCUGGCCUGUGCCGCUAGGAUCAGUGAUGAGUUCAAGAAACGAGGUGUGAAGAUGAUUGCCUUGUCCGUCGACAGUGUCGAGGAUCACCGCUGCUGGAGCAAGGAUGUGAUGGCAUUCAACAGUGCAGCUGAGAGCCAACUGCCCUUCCCCAUCAUCGCUGAUGAUAAGAGAGAGCUGGCGGUUAAGCUCGGCAUGCUUGACCCUGACGAACUUGACAAGGAUGGGAUUCCCCUUACGGCCCGCUGUGUCUUUGUGAUUGGCCCUGAUAAGAAGAUGAAGCUUUCCAUCCUGUACCCAGCCACCACAGGAAGAAACUUUGACGAGUUGCUCAGAGUCAUUGACUCUCUGCAGCUCACAGCACAGAAGAAGGUCGCCACGCCAGUCGACUGGAAGCCUGGUGACAAAGUUAUGGUCAUUCCUUCCCUUUCUGACGCGGAGGCUGCCCAGCUGUUCCCCAAUGGUGUGACUACAAAGGAACUUCCUUCUGGAAAGAAAUACUUGCGUUAUACUCAGCCUUAAAGAUGUCACUGCGCUUUGGCUUGGGACUCUUGGCCUAAGGGCUGCAUUAUUUACUUUUCACGAAACAGAUUGUAAUAAUUGACUGGUGCCACACUUCCCUUACCCUUUAUACUGGAAGUUUAAAACUGACCCUCUCUAGGCAGGCAAAAACACCCUCUCUGAAAACAUCUCUGCAUUCUUGUCUUACUAUGGACACAGAUUUCGGCAGAUUGUGUCCUCCAAAGUUACCAAUGUGUUUCACGACCACAUCGUGAUAGUGUGACAGUGGUUACAGAGUGUGCUCAGCAAUGAACCACUGAUGUUUACAGUGUCCCUGCAGUGCCUUAAUUGUUCCAGCCAAAUUACAAUGUCCAUACAAACUCUGAAUCUGUAAGCUUGAAAUAAAUAAAAUAAUGAAAUGUGUACAACCAAAAA